Messenger RNA from Periophthalmus magnuspinnatus, 4499 nucleotides. RefSeq names its product DENN domain-containing protein 3-like. Gene Ontology annotation, biological process: regulation of Rab protein signal transduction. Gene Ontology annotation, cellular component: cytoplasmic vesicle. The record is from RefSeq and is a predicted model, not a curated record. Gene Ontology annotation, molecular function: protein binding. The transcript is spliced from 28 exons. NCBI's taxonomy places the organism in Eukaryota, Metazoa, Chordata, Actinopteri, Gobiiformes, Gobiidae. The coding region runs from base 188 to 3982 and encodes 1264 amino acids.
AGAUUAAAAAGCAUGAGAGAGAAGAGUGCGCACAGAGCGCACAGAGCGCACGGAGUGGUAUUCUCUCAAAGGAGUCAAGUGCGGGACUUUACUGCCCACCCAGCUUCUGCAAUUCUGGAUCAACGCUACUUCCGAACAGGACUGGAGACCGAGUAAAGUUUUUAGUUUAGUGGGAGUGUUGUGAAGGAUGGGUGAGCACCUGCCUGCUGCUCUGCUAGAGGCCUGUGUGGUGGUGGGAGCCUCCAGUGAGAAACUACGAGAACUCUCCCAGAGCUGGCAGCAGAGCCCUGUCAGUAAUGGGGCCCCUGUGACGCUGGAGCCGGAGGUGCUGCAUGUCCUGGCCCCUCCCUUUGUGAGCAGACUGCACACAGAUUCUGAGCUGGUGCGCUCGCACGGCCGGAGGAGAAGGUCCUUCAUACGCAAGAAGAGAGAGCACCUGUACUCUACUACUGCUGCUAUUGCUCAAGGUCGGACAGGGGCAGAGCAAAGAGGAAGUGAUGAUGUUACUGUUCCCAAAGACAUAGACCUUGUGGCUUUACCUCAGCUCUGCUUCCCCGGUGGGCUUCAAGUAAUGAGUGAACCAAGAGAAGAGCAGUUUCACUUUCUAGUGUUUACAGAUGUUUUUGGCAAUAAAACAUUUAGUGUUGUCAUGCAGUGUUUUAAAACUAUAGUGGACGACAUGUCACAAUAUCCAAAUCAAAAUGGAGCUGGCAGUCCAAAGCUAUUCUCAGCCUUUAGUUUCUGUGUUAUAUCCAAGUACCCGUUCUUCACAGCCCUGAAGGACAGUUUAUCGUGCUUUUUACCUCAGCUGAGGUCCUGUCGUGUGUCAGACCUGGAGGACAGAGUCAAGGAGUUUGCAGCUAAACUUGCCUUGGUGCCGGCGCCCCCUCCUGGACACUUGCAUUUGAUGUUUUCUCUGAGGCCUCUGACAAUCACUGUGCCGUCAGGGGAGGACAGGGACAGUCCAACUGUGGACCUGCAGCUGCACCUGCCUCUGCUCUGCUUCACACCACAACAGUUACUACAGGUGCUGUCCUGUCUGCUACAGGAGCAGCGUGUGGUGCUGUUUUCUACAGACUGGGCUCGUCUCACUCUGGUGGCAGAGUGUUUACUGCUUUUUCUCUGGCCUCUGUCCUGGCAGCACCCCUAUGUCCCCGUCCUAGCCCGGAGUAUGCUGGACUUCCUCAUGGCUCCUACAGCGUUCCUCAUGGGCUGCCACAUCAGCCAUUUUGAAGAAGUUGCAUCUGAAACCGAUGAUCUGGUCCUUAUUAAUCUUGAUAAUGGAAGUGUGUCGACGUCCUGCUCUGAGACUGUGAAUCUGCCAGAAAUUCCAGGGUCUGCAGCUGAGUGCUUCACACAGAGGUGCCAGUCUUUACAGACUCAGUUUGACUUGAGUCAGUGCCACAGCCCGAGCAGCACCGACAUAAACGAACACAGAGCCCAGAGACGCACCUGGCAACAAACCCUCAACCACGAUAUCCAGAGGAUCUCUCUGGAGCUCAUCGUCAACAUUUUCAGAGAUGUCUGCAGCCAUCUCAACUAUGAGCACAGGGUGUUCAAUAGUGCAGAGUUUCUGAAGACAAGAGAGCCCAAUGAGCAGCUUUUUUACACUAAGGUGUUGGAGACACACAUUUUUCAUUCCUUCCUGAAGGAUCGCCUCAAUAAGAAAAUGGACAGCUUUGCUCGCAUGGAACUCAACACGCGCUCAGAAACACAAAAGAUGAAAGCCAAAGUGGAAGUCUCUCGCAGGCCCACCAUGCAGGAGAUCCAGGCACGCAGGAGGAGCUCUGCGACUGACCACCAGCUGAAGAGACAAGGCAUGAGCCUGCCCAACCUGAGCGACCACCAGAGCUUCCAGAGGACCAGCCUGCUCCACAAAAUCAUCCCUGAUCUAGCAUUUAGAACACCACCUAAACCUGCAAAGAUUUUCAAACUUCCAGACUUCCCAGCCUCCCUGUCCUUCCACUCUGUCCAAGGUUAUUACUUGGAAAUUAUUCAGCAGCUCAACAAGGCGAUCUUCUCUGCACAGCAUGAGAACUCUGCUUUACUCGCAAGAUUCUACUAUCUGCGCGGCCUCAUUAACACCCUCUGCUCUCGCCGGCUGGAUGCUCUGAGUGACUUCCAGAGCUUGUAUAAAACAGACACGGCCAUCUUCCCCACUGCUCUGGUCACAUGGCUCGUGGACUCACUGCACCGCGACGAGAGGCAGCAGGCCGACCGCAGGCCAGAGCUCAAACGACUCAUCCUCAAAGUAAAAACUGAAAAUGAAAAAACAUUGGAUCCCGGCAAUGACCACGUGAAGAAGUUUGAGCUGCCCAGAAAGCCUCUGAGUCUGGAGGAGUUUGUGCGCUGUGUCCAGGAGUGUGGUAUUGUCAAAGACGUGGCCACUAUCCACCGCCUGUUUGGUGCUCUCACAGAUGGUCAGUCUAAACAAGUGGAUCCUGAUUUGUUUCGAGACUUUUACACUUUUUGGAAGGAAACUGAGGCCGAAGCUCAAGAUGUGAACCUGCCCUCUGAUGUGAUUGAGCAGCUGGAUUACAGUGAAUGUGUCUAUAAACUCUCCUCCUGUGUGAAGACAUCGCAUGGAGUCGGGAAAAUUGCCAUGACACAGAAACGGCUUUUCCUUCUUCCUGAGGGGCGAGCUAACUUCCUGGAAAUAACAAAAUUUAGAGACAUUCAGGAAGUAAAGGUCUCUUCUGCCCCAUUCCUCCUCCUGCGGAUCCCGUCUCUCCGUAUAAAGUCCAGCAGCAGGCCUGAGGUGUUUGAGGCCAAUCUAAAAACAGAGACUGAACUGUGGAACCUCAUCGUGAAGGAGAUGUGGACUGGACGCAAGAUGGCCGACCAACACAAGGAUCCCCAGUACAUGAACCAAGCUCUGACCAAUGUCCUGCUGAUGGAUGCUGUGGUCGGCUCCCAGCAAACCCAGAAGUCCAUCUCUGCUGCCUCCAAACUCGCCUAUUUCGAUACACUCAAACAUGAUGUUCCUAUGAUGGUUCCCAAAGUGACCUCUGAGACUCUAAAACAUAAGAUAAACCCGUCCCAGGACCUCCCAGAGCCACAGACUGUGCAUGUGCUGCUCUAUACUCCAGGCCAGUUGACGUGCAGUGACUCUGGCACUGAGAUGAACCCUAAGCUGUGGGUGGCUCUGAGCGGAGGCCGAGUGGUUGUGUUUGACGCCACCAGCUGGUCCAUUCUGCAGGACUGUAUUAUGGUGGGGGAGUGUCAGCUGAAUUGCAUGCUGGGAUUGGUGCAGGAGCAAGUGUGGAUCGGCUCAAAGGACUCUGUGAUCUACAUCAUUGACACUCACAGUAUGUCGUGUAACAAACAGCUGACUGAGCACAGACAGGAAGUGACCGGGCUCGCAGUCGACACACGUGAGCACAAAAGUCAGGCGAUGUACUCAUGCAGCUGCGAUGGCACGAUCCUGCUCUGGGACUCUAUCAGUCUCAAAGUGAAGCGUCAGUUUUACCUGAGCUGCUCCAGACUCUCCUCCAUUCAGAUCCAUGAUGGCUCCCUGUGGUGCGGUUGUGUGGACAGUAUUGUGGAACUGAAAAAGAGUGGGACCCCACAGAGGAGGAUUGUACUUCCUGAUGACGUCCGGAGCAGUAACUUCAGCUGUUUCAUUGUGAUGCUUGAGCAGGGACAGCUGUGGACCGGCUGUGCAGAUUCUGGAGACCUGUUUGUCUUUAGUAUAAACAGUCGACGUUCCUCAAAGAGAAUCACACUCCCUGGAAAUUCAGGGGUCACCUGUAUGAUCCAAGUCAAGAGCCAGAUCUGGGUGGGUUGCCGUGCCAGUGGUGAUCAUGGUGACGGUCAGGGGAGGAGCCAAGUGCUGGUGCUGGACUCAGAGACACAUGAGGUGGACAAAGAGCUGCAGGCGCACACAGACAGCACCCAGACGCUGUGCUCUGCGGAGGGCCGAUACGUGCUGAGCGGCUCGGCCAGAGGGGAUGGCAAGAUUGCCAUCUGGAAAGUCGAGUGAAAUUAUGGACGUGUGGAUUUCCCUUAGAGAUUCUGAAAAGACUAUAGACCUACACUACAUGAGAGGACUUACAACGACUGCUACAUAUAUACAAAUGCACAAAACAAAGAAACUGAAGUCUCUCUACAUUGAUCAACUGGUGGUUUUCUGAUUCUAGAGCGUGAUGAUGUGUCGCUCAGAGUCAGGUUUCCCUAUUGAUUACAUUGUACUUUACUAUAAAAUAUCCAAAAGGUAAAUUCUUAAAUGAUUAACCUGAUCAUUUCUAUUAGUGACUCGACCGAAGAACUCGCUGUAUUACAACCAAAAUCAGCAUUUUAACAUUAUUAAUUUUAGCUGCCCCCUUCUGUAUUAAAUAUUAUGGUCCAAUAAAAUGUUGUGAUGUCAUCUGAGCAGCAGUAAUGCCAAAAAUCCCGAAUCUACAUUCAUUUUUGAACGUUAAACUCAUUAUGUCGUCUCUAUGGGUCAGAUCUGGAGUUACAAUGAACUCAUUCUGCGUAAACUUGAUUUCCACUGUCAG